AUGAUCCGCUCACGCACUUCCAGGCUCGCAGCCUCUGCCCUCAUGAGGAGGCAAUGGACGUGCCCAGCAUGCUUGUCCAGGCGCCAAUACUCCAAGCAGCCCGAAAAGCGCGAACCGCCCGAUCAUCGGAAGCUGGGCAACCAGCAGGAGCUCUUCAUGACGUCGAUAUAUAGCCCCGGCUCGCCUAUUUUCCUACCCAACGGUGCUCGUAUAUUCAACCGACUCGUCGACUUCUUGCGGAAACAGUACGUGCGAUAUGGAUUCCAUGAAGUCAUCACGCCGACGAUAUACAAAAAGUCGCUGUGGGCAAAGUCGGGGCAUCUGGAGAAUUACGCAGAAGAUAUGUACGCUGUGACGGGCAACAAGAGGGCUUCUGACGUACAAGGGGCUGCAGGGUGCUGUGGGACGGAUCACGCCAAAGAUCCAGUGGAGGAAGACGACGAUUAUGGCUUGAAGCCCAUGAACUGCCCUGGGCACUGCUUGAUCUUCGCAUCCAAGCUGCAUAGCUACAGAGAUUUGCCGGUCAGAUACGCCGACUUCAGCCCGCUCCAUCGAAACGAGAUAUCAGGGGCCCUGUCAGGGUUGACCCGGGUGCGUCGAUUUCACCAGGAUGACGGCCAUAUCUUCUGCAGGCCAAGUCAGGUGGAGGGAGAGAUCAAGAAGACGUUGGAUUUUGUCAAGACAGUUUACAGCGUUUUACGCCUUGGUGUCAGCUACCGCUUAGCAUUGUCUACACGACCAAAGGAUCAUUACAUUGGCACAGAAGAAGAGUGGGCGCGCGCCGAGGACAGCUUAAAACGAGCGCUGGACACUUCAGGCAUGCAGUGGACAGUAAACGAAGGCGAUGGUGCAUUCUAUGGCCCCAAGAUCGAUAUCGUGCUCAAGGACUCGGAAGGCAAAGAGCACCAGACUGCGACAAUUCAGCUGGACUUUCAACUACCUAAGCGAUUCGAGUUGGAGUACCAGGCACCGGCUCCGGAGUAUGAAGCUCGCGGCGAGACGACUGAAGAUCCAGAGCUUCUCGCCCAGUAUGGCCCUGUUCGACCUGUGAUGAUUCAUCGUGCGGUGCUGGGAUCUGUUGAACGGCUGCUGGCGCUCUUGAUCGAGAACUAUGACGGGAAAUGGCCCUUUUGGCUGAACCCGAAACAAGCCAUCAUCUUGACGGUUAAUACGUCUGAUCCAGUCGUAGAGUGGGCUGAUGAAGUACGCGACAUCCUCCUCGGCAACAAGAAGCAGAAAGGGGAUGACGUGCCCGCUAUCGAGAGCCUCUCAGGGCAGACGGGCCUGGCCGUAGAUAUGGAUAUCACUCCGAGAUCACUCGGGACCAAGAUUCGGGAGGCACACGCGAGUGGCUACGGCCUUGUCUUGGUGGUGGGCGAGCAAGAUGUCAAUAACAAACAGGUCAGCUUGGGCAAAGAAAGGCUGAAUCCGGCUGAAAUGCGCGAUAGAAUGCUGCAUAUGGUAGAUACAUUCGAAUAA
Messenger RNA from Trichoderma asperellum CBS 433.97, 1479 nucleotides. RefSeq lists its product as uncharacterized. NCBI's taxonomy places the organism in Eukaryota, Fungi, Ascomycota, Sordariomycetes, Hypocreales, Hypocreaceae. Gene Ontology annotation, biological process: threonyl-tRNA aminoacylation. The record is from RefSeq and is a predicted model, not a curated record. Gene Ontology annotation, molecular function: threonine-tRNA ligase activity; ATP binding. Gene Ontology annotation, cellular component: cytoplasm.